CAAGGACUAAAUGAAGAGGUGAGUCUUCGAGUCAGCAAAAUAUUUCAUUUCUGUAUAUCAGCACCUACGGUAGGAGGCAUAGUGUGAAUACAAUGGAUCUCAUGUAUGACUUGUAAACAGAAUCGAGAACACCAUGGGAAUACUAAAACAAAUCACAUUAUAUAUUGCCCUCUGUAGCUUAAUUUCCUCUUCUAGUGCAUUUUCCUUGAAGAACUGCACAAUCAGUACUCCUCUAAAAGACACCCAGCCAAAAGUACUUUGCUACAAAAUGGGCUUUUUCAGCUUUCCAUGGAUUCCUACAAAUACACGGAUUUUAGAUAUUUCCUUCAAUGCUUUUACACAGAUCCAGAUUGGGGAUUUUAGUAAUUUGUCAAACUUACAGGACGUGAACAUAUCUCACAAUAAGAUCUCAUGGAUUCAAGAGGGUGCAUUUGACAGUCUUUCCAAUUUAACCCAUCUCAAUCUGGCCAGCAACAGACUAAAAGGAAUCUCAGGAGGUAUGCUACAUGGCCUGACCAACCUACUGGUGCUAGGUCUAGAUAACAAUUAUAUACAAGACAUUGAAGAGUCAGCUUUCAGCACGCUUCAGAAUUUAAAGGUGUUAAACCUAACGAAAAACCACCUCUGUUAUAUAGAGAAAAUCAAGCCUGUUUUUGCAUCACCAUAUUUGGAAGAACUGUACAUUGGAAGCAACCAUUUUGAUGCGUUCAACUCAUAUGAAAUGUCAACAAAACCCUUGUCGUUAAAAAGACUUGAUUUUUCCAACAAUCCUUUGGCAACAUUUCAUCUUACUGAAAAUAUAUUUCCAUCUCUCAGUCACCUUGAUUUAUCUUAUUGUGGUCAAAAUGGAACCAUGAUAUGGAACGUUACAGAAAAGACAUUCUUCGCCUCUGUGAAAACAUUAUACUUCAUGGAUGUUCAUAUGUCAGCCCAGAAUGCUGCUAAUGUGCUUCAGAGCUUCAAGAAUUUGUCGAAUAAAAUUAGGCUUAAUGGAAACGUUAAGCUGAACACGACUAACCUCCUGCUGAACGCAUGUUCUCCAGUGCUAAAAGUCGUGCGGCUGAAUGCUAACAAAAUAAAACACCUCACCAACCACAUGUUUGAUCCCUGUUCUGACCUGGCGGAAGUAGAUUUAGGAGAUAACGAAAUAUCCGAGUUAUCACCGAGUAUGUUCAGAGGAUUUACACAACUAAAAACGCUGCGUUUGCAAAUCAACAAACUGACUCGAAUAACAAACUCCUUUCAAAUGCUCUUCACUCUCGAGUUCAUCGAUCUCAGCAGAAACAGCAUCAAGACGCUCACCUGUAAAGACUUUGCCAAUUUAACACAGGUGAAAUCUCUGUACUUGUACAGUAACAAAAUCUCAGUUAUUGAUUCCUGUUUGUUCAAGGACCUGAAGAGUCUUGAAGUCCUCAAGCUUGGAACAAACCAUCUGUUAAGGAUCGGUGAUGCUUUUAGCAAUGGGCCACAUUCCCUGCUGGAUCUGCAACUUUCUUUUAAUAAGCUAAGCAAAAUCGAAAAGUACGCUUUUAGAAAUGUGUCACAGCUGAACAAUUUGUCCUUACAAGACAAUCAGAUUUCUGAGAUCGAAGGCCAUGCAUUUGAAGGACUGAAUAACCUGACGUCUCUUUUGCUGUCAUCAAAUAAAAUAUCAGCUAAAACGUUAACCAGUCACCAGAAUGUGUUCUCAGGCAUGCCCAACCUCAAAAAUCUAGAAUUGCAAGCCAACAGCAUCUCAUUUAUGGAUGAUCAAUUGAAACACCCUCCUUUUACAGACCUGAAGCAACUCAGAGUGUUGUCCUUACACAGUCAACGUCGUGGAAUUGGCAAAAUACCCUCUAAUCUGCUUCAAGGUUUAUCCUCCUUGGAAAUGUUUUAUGCUGGAAACACCAAUCUUGGUCAUCUGAAUCCUGAUACAUUCAAGUUCAACCCACAGCUCUGGUUUUUGGAACUCUCCAAGAAUGCGCUGUCUGAAGACAACUCGAUCCCGGCUGAGUUGUUCCACCCCAUUUCGGGUCUAACCAAACUCAUUCUUUCAAGAACGCAGCUUCGCUCGUUGAACUUCCUGUUGAACGCCAGUCUCUCCAGACUUUCAACUUUAAGAGCUCGGGGCAAUGAGAUUGACUCAAUCAACAAAACUCUGAUUCAGUCCCUGCCUCGACUAGAGGUCCUCGACUUGGAGAAGAACACAUUCACCUGUGACUGCAACAAUGCAUUCUUCAUUGACUGGGCCAAGAAUAUUAAUUCCACUCAGGUGAUUUAUUUGAACAAGUACAUGUGUAGCUAUCCUCCUUCCUUACGAGGCAUGAGCUUGUCUGAUUUCAACACAGAAUCCUGCACCUUAAAGAUUGACUUCAUCUGCUUUCUUUGCAGCAGUAUUGUGGUCACUCUCACCCUCCUCUCGUCAUUUGUCUGGCAUUUUCUGCGCUUUCAGGUGGUUUAUGCAUAUUACCUUUUCUUAGCCUUCCUUUACGACAACAAGAAGAAGCACAACGGUUCGUCGUUCCAGUAUGACGCCUUCAUUUCCUACAACACUGAGGAUGAGUCUUGGGUAAUGGAGGAACUUAUUCCCAAAUUAGAAGGAGAACAGGGCUGGAGAUUGUGCCUGCACCACAGAGACUUUGAACCAGGAAGGCCAAUAAUAGACAACAUCAUUGAUGGCAUAUACAGUAGCCGCAAGACCAUCUGCUUGAUCACUAGGAACUACCUGAAGAGCAACUGGUGUUCAAGUGAGGUCCAGGUGGCGAGCUUCAGACUCUUUGAUGAGCAGAAGGAUGUCCUGAUUCUGGUGUUCCUGGAGGAUAUCCCUACACAUCAGCUCUCUCCGUGCCACAGGAUGAGGAAGUUGGUGAAGAAACGAACCUACCUCCGUGGGCCCAAACCAGGGGAAGAUACUAAGAUCUUCUGGCAAAAGCUAAAAAUGGCUUUGGAAACCAAAGAGGGUCAUAAUUCAGAUAGGGGAAUUCUGUGA
Molecule: messenger RNA, 2971 nt
Organism: Labeo rohita (rohu)
Lineage: Eukaryota; Metazoa; Chordata; Actinopteri; Cypriniformes; Cyprinidae
Gene: tlr22
Product: toll-like receptor 22
Exons: 2
Coding region: 134-2971 (945 amino acids)
Biological process (GO): immune response; inflammatory response; toll-like receptor signaling pathway
Cellular component (GO): membrane
Molecular function (GO): transmembrane signaling receptor activity; protein binding
Source: RefSeq, a predicted model, not a curated record